Closterium sp. Naga37s-1 is the source of this 288-nucleotide messenger RNA. The record is from the annotation of a GenBank genome assembly. NCBI's taxonomy places the organism in Eukaryota, Viridiplantae, Streptophyta, Zygnematophyceae, Desmidiales, Closteriaceae.
AUGCCAGUUUAUCACAACGAGAGUGGUGGUGAUGGUAUGGUGGUGGUGGUGAUGAUGAUGAUGAUGAUGAUGAUGAUGAUGAUGAUGAUGAUGAUGAUGAUGAUGAUGAUGAUGAUGAUGAUGAUGAUGAUGAUGAUGAUGAUGAUGAUGAUGAUGAUGAUGAUGAUGAUGAUGAUGAUGAUGGCUCGAGCCCAUCCCUUUCUUUUUAUCCAUCAUUCGCCCUUACAAUACUUGGAUAAUAGCAAACAUGGCUCAAAAGGCAGGUGGCAGAGGAGAAAAUCAGCAUGA